Molecule: messenger RNA, 939 nt
Organism: Artibeus jamaicensis (Jamaican fruit-eating bat)
Lineage: Eukaryota; Metazoa; Chordata; Mammalia; Chiroptera; Phyllostomidae
Product: olfactory receptor 2AP1
Exons: 2
Coding region: 1-939 (312 amino acids)
Biological process (GO): G protein-coupled receptor signaling pathway
Cellular component (GO): membrane
Molecular function (GO): G protein-coupled receptor activity; olfactory receptor activity
Source: RefSeq, a predicted model, not a curated record
AUGAAAAAUAAAACCAUGUUGACUGAGUUUAUCCUGCUUGGUCUGACAGAUGUCCCUGAACUCCAGGUGGUGGUUUUCACCUUUUUCUUUCUCACCUAUUUGCUCAGCAUCAUUGGAAAUCUGACUAUCCUCAUCCUCACCUUGCUGGACUCCCACCUUCAGACUCCCAUGUAUUUCUUUCUUCGGAACUUCUCCUUCCUGGAAAUUUCCUUCACAAACACCUUCAUUCCCAGGGUCCUGAUCAGCAUCACAACUGGAAACAAGAGUGUCAGCUUUGCUGGCUGCUUCACUCAGUACUUCUUUGCCAUAUUCCUUGGGGCAACAGAGUUUUUUCUUCUGGCUGCCAUGUCCUACGAUCGCUAUAUAGCCAUAUGUAAACCCCUGCAUUACAGGAUCAUCAUGAGCAGGAGAGUCUGCACCCAGCUGGUUCUCUGCUCUUGGCUAGCAGGGUUAAUGGUUAUUAUACCACCAAUCACUCUGAUGAGUCAGCAGAACUUUUGUGCAUCCAACAGGCUUGAUCAUUAUUACUGCGACUAUGAGCCUCUUCGAGCACUCUCUUGUUCAGACACAAGCCUCAUAGAAAAAGUUGUCUAUCUUGUGGCAUCUGUGACCCUGGUAGUCACUCUGGUGCUAGUGAUUCUCUCCUACAUGUUCAUCAUCAGGACUAUUCUGAAGCUCCCCUCUGCCCAGCAAAGGAAAAAAGCCUUUUCCACUUGUUCUUCCCACAUGAUCGUCAUCUCCCUCUCUUAUGGAAGCUGCUUCUUCAUUUAUAUUAAGCCCUCAACGAAAGAAGGGGACAAAUUUAACAAGGGAGUAGCUCUGAUCUUUACUUCAGUUGCACCUUUGUUGAACCCCUUCAUUUAUACCCUAAGGAACCAACAGGUGAAACAAGCCUUCAAGGAUAUGGUCAAAAAGCUUGUGGUGGUGACCAGGAAGUAA